UCUAUCAAGAGGACCGUGGACCAAGCUCCCUUUAACCCUUUCCGUGUUGUUGUCAUUACAUAAUCUUACUUUUUUCUUUUUAAACGAUUUAAACACAGAUAAUACACUUACAGAGAUGUUAAUGUAACACACAAAAAUAUUAAUAUCACAAAAAUGAUUCGGUGUGGAGUCCUGACAGUGAGUGAUCGGUGUUCUGCUGGGGGAGCUGAAGACAAAAGUGGUCCGGCCUUAAUCAAGCUGCUGGAAGGUCAAAAGAAACACCAGUACACAAUCGAACAGGCGACAGUUAUCCCAGACGAAAAGAGUCAAAUCGAAGCAGUUCUCAAGCAUUGGUCGGACGAUUUACACCUUGAUUUGGUUUUAACCACUGGAGGCACUGGAUUUGCUCCUCGUGAUGUUACACCAGAGGCCACCAAGUCCGUGCUGGACUCGGAGGCGCCUGGAAUCGUGAUUGCCAUGAUGACAGCCAGCCUCAGCAUCACUCCAAUGGCCAUGCUCUCUCGAUCAGUCGCAGGAGUCAGGGGACAAACCCUGAUCGUUAACCUGCCAGGAAGUCCUAAAGGCGCCUCAGAAAAUGCGGAAACUGCCUUGAGAGCAAUUCCGCAUGCAGUAGCACUUCUUAAGGGAGACAUCAAGAAUGUUGAAAAGGUGCACCAAAAGCUGCACUGUGGCUGCAGUCACGAGCCUGAACAUGUUGGAGAUAUUACCAAAGUUGCACACCGACCUCGCAAGUCCCCGUAUCCAAUGAUAAGCGUCAACGCAGCUCUAAAAAUAAUUUACACCGAAGUUGAGUCUCUCCAAAAAGCUUACAAGAUGCCUAUUCAUUUAGCGCUGGGCUGUAUUGCGGCGGAAGAUGCCGUUUCUCUUUGCAACAUUCCUCCGUAUGCAGCGUCAGUCAAGGAUGGCUACGCUGUCCUGAGCGCUGAUGGGGCUGGUGAGCGACAAGUGGUUGGUGAUGUGCUUGCAGGAGGCAAUCUUCAGAUGAAAUUGUUUCAACCAGGCGAGUGUUUAAGAAUUACCACGGGAGCAGCUGUUUGUGGUGGAGCAGAUGCUGUUGUUCAGGUGGAAGACACAGAGCUGCUUCUGUCCACGCCUGACGGUAGAGAGGAGCUGAAAAUAAACAUCAUUGAUGCGCCUCAAAAAGGCCAAGAUAUAAGGCCAGUUGGAAGCGACCUUGCAAUCGGACAGGUUGUGGUUGAGAGGGGAAACGAAAUCGGACCUGCGCAGGUUGGCGCCCUCGCUUCAGCCGGCGUGAAGACAAUAUUGACUUACAAGCGGCCCAAGAUUGCCGUGCUCUCCACAGGGAAUGAAAUUCAAGAUAUUUCAUCUCCCUCGCCUGGUCCAUUUGUCAUUUACGACUCAAACCGACCCACUCUGAUCGCCUUAUUAACCCAGCAAGGAUUCCAAGUUGAAGAUUUGGGAAUCGCUAAAGACGACCCAGACGCGAUCGCCGAAACCCUGAAAAAAGGUUUCGCCAGUGCCGACGUGGUGGUCAGCUCAGGAGGCGUGUCCAUGGGCGAGAAGGACUUCCUGAAACACAUUUUAAUCACCAAAUUCCUGGCCAAGAUUCACUUUGGUAGAGUUAACAUGAAGCCAGGCAAACCAACAACAUUCGCCACCUGCGACUUCAAAGGCCAGAAGAAACUGGUAUUCGCCCUGCCAGGAAACCCAGUCUCCGCUACUGUCACCUGCCACCUGUUCGCCCUGCCAGCCUUGAGGGUCAUGGCCGGCUUCAGCAGUGGUUAUUCCAGAGAAAUCACUGUCCAACUCGCAGAAACCAUCACCCUCGACUCCAGGCCCGAAUACUGCCGAGCAGUCCUCGAGAGGGCACCGGUGCCAACAAAAAGCGUGCCGGUGGCCCAUUUAACUGGAAAUCAAAUGAGCAGCCGACUGCUCAGCCUGCAGAGUGGCAGUGUUCUGAUUGAGCUGCCUGGAGGAACAAAAGAAAAGGGAACGCUGCAGAGAGGAGAACUGGUUAAAGCGCUGCUUAUCUAGUGAUGUUGAAAUUGGCACAAGUAGGAGGGCUAGUGAAUUUAGAAUGAUUUUAUUUUUGUAAUCUGGUUCAAUAAAUGAAUUAUUUUUCUACAAGA
Cloeon dipterum is the source of this 2090-nucleotide messenger RNA. It is a transcript of the gene cin, whose product is annotated as Molybdenum cofactor synthesis protein cinnamon. Gene Ontology annotation, cellular component: postsynaptic specialization; postsynaptic membrane; dendrite. Gene Ontology annotation, biological process: establishment of synaptic specificity at neuromuscular junction; molybdenum incorporation into molybdenum-molybdopterin complex; glycine receptor clustering. The transcript is spliced from 4 exons. Gene Ontology annotation, molecular function: molybdopterin molybdotransferase activity. The record is from RefSeq and is a predicted model, not a curated record. NCBI's taxonomy places the organism in Eukaryota, Metazoa, Arthropoda, Insecta, Ephemeroptera, Baetidae. The coding region runs from base 154 to 1995 and encodes 613 amino acids.